Molecule: messenger RNA, 833 nt
Organism: Durusdinium trenchii
Lineage: Eukaryota; Dinophyceae; Suessiales; Symbiodiniaceae
Source: the annotation of a GenBank genome assembly
CAACAACUUUCAUUGUAUGCUGCUGCUUGUGCAUGUGAAUUGCUUGAAUUGUUUGCAUGUAAAAACAUGUCAUCAAAUGUAGACAAACAUUUCAUGGUUUGUUUUAAAUGUGUUUUGAUGAGAUCGAACGUACGUGAGAUCGGAGGGGGCUCCGUCAGAGUUUUUGAGAGGGAGGUCAGCCCUCAGAGCCUCAGAGUCUCAGGCUCAGUACAUUGAGGAAGGACCAAACCAGUGGGACCAGGAGAAGACACCUCCGAAUCUACUAGGUCUUUCCAGCCCAAACUGGACGUCCCCGGUCGACUUCUGUCACUGAACUUGGUCCUGCAACCCUUCCUGCCCUAUUCAGCCUCUUGGGCCCACGGCCCGGGCUCCACAAAGAUGGAGCUGUUCCGCCGGCGAAAGGUGGGUGAGCACUUUGCUCGCAUCACCGUGCCCUUGUACGAGGUGCAGUCGCCCAUGGCCUCUUGGCCGUGGCUAAGAUGGCCAACGAGGAGAAGUCAAGUGCACGCGGCCUUGGAAAGAAGGCGGGCAGGGUGGAUGGUGCUGUCGUUGCUGGAGGAGCCCGCAGGCGCCGCAGCUCCAACGCUGCGCACGGAUGACAUCGUGGCGGCCGAGCGAGGCUCGUCCGUGAGAGACGCGCGAAGCACGGUGCCCUGGCCGGAGUUGGACCACCCGCCAUCGGGGCCAUCGGCUCAGCAGCUCAGCUCAGAGCUGAGGCCGAGUCCGGGCGAAGGGGCCAACCAGGCUUGCCCCCUACGACGCGCCUGACCAGCUCCUGAGAGCGGUCCGCUGGAAGCUACACAUGCGUGACAUGCUCCUGACGCAGCGCAGGA